Messenger RNA from Prunus avium (sweet cherry), 3593 nucleotides. The record is from RefSeq and is a predicted model, not a curated record. Lineage: Eukaryota; Viridiplantae; Streptophyta; Magnoliopsida; Rosales; Rosaceae.
AAUUCUCAAAUGCAAACCCUCAUUCUGCUCAUUCAAACAUCAAACCCACUUUCUUUGCUGCAAGAAAAGCUAUUUUCGCUCUCCGUACCACAAUACUUUUCUCAGUUCCCGAACACUCUUUUCUUUAACUCCCAUUCCCAUGGAAGAUCUGCAAUUCGACCCCGUUUUCCAAGAGGCAAAAACCCCAAUUUCUUGGGUUCCUGAUUCCGACAGAGUUCAACAGCCAAAUCCAGAUCUCAAAGAUUCUUCCUUGGGCGAGGUUGAUGAGUCUUUGGUGGAUUCGAUGCUUUGUGAUUCGGGUUCAAGACUAAUCCCUUCCGGAUUAUCAAGAUCCAACUCUACAGACGAAUAUGUGAUGUUUGUGAAUGCUGGAGGUGAUGCUUCAAAUGAAACAGAUUCUAGUGUGAAGUUUCUCGCCGACACUUACUUUGAGGGAGGGAAUGUUUUACGAACCAAUGAACAUAUAAAUGAUGGGGGGGAUUAUCCAUUCAUCUAUCAGUCAGCCCGAGUAGGGAACUUCUACUACCAGUUCAAUUGUCUUCCUCCUGGAUACUAUUACGUUGAUAUUCAUUUCACUGAAAUCAUAAACACAAAUGGGCCUAAAGGAAUGAGGGUAUUUAAUGUAUUCAUCCAGGAAGAAAAGGUCCUAUCAGACUUCGAUAUCUUUGCGGUUGUUGGAGCCAAUAAGCCCUUACAAUUAGUUGAUUCAAGGGUCUCUGUGAAGGAGGAUGGAGUAGUUGUGAUAAGAUUUGAAGGGGUUAAUGGAAGCCCCGUCGUUAGUGGAAUUGGAAUUAGGAGAGCACCAAAUGUUUCAGUUCCAAAGCUGGUGGUGGAACACUUUAAAUGUAACAACUGUGAUGCUGAAAUAGAAGUUCCUUCAGCUCAGAUGAAAUUAAUGCAAACAAAGUCCACUGCCAAAUAUGAGAAGAAGAUACAAGAGCUUACCACUCAGUGCCAACUUAAAACAAAAGAAUGCUAUGAGGCAUGGAUGUCUUUGACUGCAGCAAAUGAGGAGCUGGACAAGGUCAUGAUGGAUCUUGACAAUGUGACAUUUAGGACACUGUCUCAAGAUCAAACCAUUCAGAAACAAGCUGAAGAUAUAAAGAACAUUUCUAGUAGGUAUGAGCGUGAUAAGAAGUACUGGACAAUAGCAGUCAAUGACUUACAAGAAAAGAUUAAGCUGAUGCAUGAGGAGCAUUUGCAUCUUUCUCGCGAGGCACAUGAAUGUACAGAUUCAAUUCCCGAGUUGAAUAAAAUGAUUUUUGCAGUUCAAGCAUUGGUUGCUGAGUGUGAAGAUCUUAAAGUGAAGUACAACGAAGAGCAAGCUAAGAGAAAAAAGCUCUUUAAUGAGGUUCAGGAGGCUAAAGGGAAUAUCAGGGUAUUUUGCCGCUGCCGCCCAUUAAGUAAGGAGGAGAUGGCAGCUGGGUGUAAAGCAGUUGUAGACUUUGAGGCAGCAAAGGAUGGAUAUCUUGGAUUCCUGACGGGAGGCUCCACUAAAAGGUCUUUUAAAUUUGAUCGAGUGUACACACCGAAAGAUGAUCAAGUGGAUGUUUUUGUGGAUGCUUCCCCCAUGGUGGUUUCAGUUCUAGACGGUUACAAUGUAUGUAUAUUUGCUUAUGGACAAACAGGGACAGGAAAGACAUUCACAAUGGAGGGCACUGAACAGAAUAGGGGAGUCAAUUAUAGGACUCUAGAGCAGUUGUUUGAAAUUGCAAAGGAACGAAGUGAAACUUUUUCAUACAGCAUAUCUGUUAGCGUACUUGAAGUUUACAAUGAGCAGAUUAGGGACUUGUUAGCUACAUCACCAUCAUCGAAGAGGUUGGAGAUAAAACAGGCUUCUGAAGGGUGUCAUCACGUUCCAGGGAUAGUAGAAGCCAAAGUUGAAAAUAUUAAGGAAGUGUGGAGUGUACUGCAGGCUGGAAGCAAUGCUAGAGCUAUAGGAAGUAAUAAUGUUAAUGAGCACAGCAGCCGAUCUCAUUGCUUGCUUUCCAUAAUGGUAAGAUCAAAGAACUUGAUAAAUGGAGAGUGCACCAAGAGCAAGCUUUGGUUAGUGGAUUUGGCAGGCAGUGAGAGGCUUGCAAAAACUGAUGUACAAGGAGAGCGACUAAAGGAAGCUCAAAAUAUCAAUAGAUCCCUUUCAGCUCUUGGAGAUGUGAUAUCUGCUCUUGCAAAUAAAAGUAGUCACAUUCCUUACAGGAACUCUAAGUUGACACAUCUACUUCAAGAUUCAUUAGGAGGUGACUCUAAAACUUUGAUGUUUGUGCAAAUAAGCCCUUCAGACCAGGAUUUGGGUGAGACUCUGAGUUCUUUAAAUUUUGCAACAAGGGUUCGGGGAAUUGAGUUGGGUCCUGCGAAGAAGCAAGUUGACACAAGUGAGCUCCAGAAAACAAAAGUCAUGCUUGAAAAAGCAAGGCAGGAAGCAAGAUCCAAAGAUGAAUCUCUAAGGAAGCUAGAAGAGAGCUUACAAAACUUGGAGAGUAAGACCAAAGGAAAAGAUCAAAUCUACAAAAACCAACAAGAAAAGAUCAAAGAACUUGAAGGGACACUUGAGUUGAAGACAGCCUUGCACAGCCAGUUAGAGAAGCAAGUUUCACAACUUUCAGAUAGAUUGAGGGGGAAGGAAGAAAUCUGCUGCAGUCUCCAACAAAAGGUCAAAGAGUUGGAGGUUGAGCUCAGAGAAAGACACAAGUCAGACUCAGAAUAUGCAUCUUUGCAACAAAAGGUUAAGGAUCUUGAAAACCAACUGAAAGAUCAAAUGCAAGAGUCUGAGUUUCAAUCCACCAUUCUUCAACACAAGGUAAAGGAGCUCGAGAUAAAACUGAAAGACCAGGAACAAAAAUCAGACUCCUCCGCACUUCAUCAAAAGAUUAAGGAACUUCAAGACAAGUUGAGGGAGCAAGAGAAACAAUCAGAGUUUGCUGAUGCAGUAAGGGCCACUCCUAAUGAAGGAAAGACCUGCAUAAGAGAUGAAAUCAUGAAUGAUGCUGAGGCUUGCAUCUUAAGGAGUUCGAAUUCACUAAAUCGUCCAAUGAGUCAAGGGUCUAUAUCACUAAGAGGGAAUGAUUCUGUCCGUGAGAUGAGAAGGAAAAGAGAGUUUAAAAGUGGUGAGACGGAGAACAUCAUUAGGCUACCAAAUUCUUUUAAUGAUAACAAAGUUAGGAAAUCCGACCCACCGAAGAUUGCAAGAAUUACAAGAACAGCAAAGCCAGCCACUGCUACUCAAGGGCCAUCGGUUAAUAGGAGGUUUAGCAGAGAUCAGAUUCAAGUUAAGGAGAGGGAUACUGCGAAGAAAAUCUGGUCAAGAUAGUGAAGAAGAAAAAAAACAUCAACUUUCUGUAUGUUUUCUUUUUAUUUAUGUGUACAUAUAUGCAUACACAUAGAGUACUUCUGCAUUAUGUUGUCAACAUAUUACUUUUCUCGUACUAUCUUUGCGUGACAUUAGAAAUUCAUUCAUUAAUGAUUUUUUUUUUUUUCAUUCAGUGUACGGCUAGAGUUUCUGUUGGUUUUCCGGAUGUAUUUGUGUUUGUUUUCCUUUGUUGACCUCUCUGUAAUACCUUUGAGUGUGAAGUGGAAUAUAUUUGAUAUUUUAGUUA